Molecule: messenger RNA, 1178 nt
Organism: Fomitiporia mediterranea MF3/22
Lineage: Eukaryota; Fungi; Basidiomycota; Agaricomycetes; Hymenochaetales; Hymenochaetaceae
Exons: 2
Coding region: 10-1008 (332 amino acids)
Source: RefSeq, a predicted model, not a curated record
AUCACCACCAUGCCACCAUUCGCGACAUGGAUCAGGUUACUUCGCGGUGUGUUCUCAGACGUGUUUUACUGCUUGAGUAUUGCUGGCUUGCCGACGCUGAAGGCUAUCUGGAAUAAACCUUCUCUGAUAUUCAAUCCCCGCCAGCUGUCGCAGACAUUCAUGGCUAAGGUGUGGGAGCCUUUCGGAGACGGGAUUGAUCAAAAUUCUCGUCAAGAAAAAGAAGACCUUAUUCUUCCGUGGGCAACCGGUGUAAUAUUCGAGAUUGGAGCUGCCCAUGGCCACCUUGCGAAGUACCUUGACAAAUAUCGUGUAACCGCAUACGUCGCCCUCGAGCCGAAUGAACUCAUGCAUGAGCGACUCCGGAAUAAGGCUUCCGAGUCGGGAUUUAAAGAAGAGGACGGCACGUUCCUGCUAAUACCAUCCGGAGCAGAGGAAGUAGAGAAGAUUGAGCAUGUGCUUCAAGAAUGGGCUCUGAAAUGGAGGAGGGACGGAAAGGAUGGGAGAGUUGUCGAUUCACUUGUGUCGAUUCUCACGUUUUGCUCAUUGCCGCCUUGUCCGACUUCCUCAUGGCCUGUUCGUUCAUCAACUCCUCCGGCCGAUACGAUCCGUGGCCUCCAAACGCGUAUACUUCGUCCAGGUGGCCAACUACUCUUUUACGAGCAUGUGCGAUCAUCAAUACCAGCGAUUGCUCGUGCACAGGAUUUCCUUUCACCUGUUUGGCGUUCCGUCUUUGACGGGUGCACUAUUGGCGUAGACAGUGUACGGGCUGUUUGGGAAGCAGGAUUUGACGAAGGCGAAUUUACUUCUGGUGCUAAAACCAAUGGAUCUGUAGAUGAAAGGAUGAAAAGCGGAUAUGGACUAUGGACAGAGAAGGACGGAGUGAGAUUUUGGGAACCAAUAGAUGAGAAGGAAGGAGGAUGGGCUGAGAUGCGCGUCUGGGGUAAUAAGGGGGAAGAUCCAGAGUCACUUUUCUGGCAUCAGUCUGGGCGAUGCGUGAAGAGGCAUUGAGUAUCCAUGAUGACUCAGUACCCUAUAAUGGAUCACCCUGGUGAAACUGUGGCGUUGAGCUAUCUCUUUCUUUCGUAGCAUCUUGAUUAGUGUGUUUUGUUUAAUGCUUUGACGCUUUAUUUCUUCUAUAGUGGAUGGAUUUCUCAAUCAAUGUAUCAGCGUUUGAUCCC